Messenger RNA from Dromaius novaehollandiae (emu), 8878 nucleotides. It is a transcript of the gene NFIA, whose product is annotated as nuclear factor I A. Lineage: Eukaryota; Metazoa; Chordata; Aves; Casuariiformes; Dromaiidae. The coding region runs from base 374 to 2098 and encodes 574 amino acids. Gene Ontology annotation, biological process: regulation of transcription by RNA polymerase II. The record is from RefSeq and is a predicted model, not a curated record. Gene Ontology annotation, cellular component: nucleus. The transcript is spliced from 14 exons. Gene Ontology annotation, molecular function: DNA-binding transcription factor activity, RNA polymerase II-specific; RNA polymerase II cis-regulatory region sequence-specific DNA binding.
GCGGCGGCGCUGCCCGCCCCUCCCCGCCCCCGCGGGCGGGCGCGGAGCGGAGCGGGCGGGCGCGGAGCGGCGCGGAGCGGCGCGUGCGCUACGCCUUUAACGCCCGCGCGUAGUGCGGGCCGGCCGAGGCGGGGUUAAAGUUCAGCCCAUGGAGCGGCGCGGCGCCGGCUGCAGUUUAGCAGAGUUGGAAAUGUGAAAGCAAGAAGCAGGCUCGGUUCUCCCCCCUCUCUCUCUCCUCUCUCUCUCUCUCUCUUUUUUUUCCCUCCCUCUCUCUCUCCCUCUCCCUCUCUCCCCCUCUCUCUCCCUCUCUCUCUCUCGCACACACACACACACACACACACACCUCCAAACCACAAAAACCCCCACCGCAGUCAUGUAUUCUCCGCUCUGUCUCACCCAGGAUGAAUUUCAUCCCUUCAUCGAAGCACUUCUGCCUCACGUCCGAGCGUUUGCGUACACAUGGUUCAACUUGCAAGCCCGAAAAAGAAAAUACUUCAAAAAACAUGAAAAACGCAUGUCAAAAGAGGAAGAGAGAGCCGUGAAGGACGAACUGCUAAGUGAAAAACCCGAGGUAAAGCAAAAAUGGGCAUCCAGACUUCUGGCCAAGCUGCGGAAAGAUAUCAGGCCUGAGUUUCGGGAGGAUUUUGUUCUCACAGUCACAGGAAAAAAGCCUCCGUGUUGCGUUCUUUCCAAUCCAGACCAGAAGGGCAAGAUGAGAAGAAUUGACUGCCUUCGCCAGGCAGAUAAGGUCUGGAGGUUGGACCUUGUUAUGGUGAUUUUAUUUAAAGGUAUUCCGCUCGAAAGUACUGAUGGCGAGCGCCUUGUAAAGUCCCCACAGUGCUCUAACCCCGGGCUGUGCGUACAGCCGCACCAUAUAGGAGUUUCUGUUAAGGAACUCGAUUUAUAUUUGGCAUACUUUGUGCACGCAGCAGUGAUGCCUGGAGUGGAGGCUACGUCCCUGGGUGAGGGGAAAACCAUCCAAAAGGGCUUGAUUCGGCAAGAUUCAAGUCAAUCUGAAAGUCCCAGCCAGCCAAGUGAAGCUGAUAUUAAGGACCAGCCAGAAAAUGGACAUUUGGGCUUCCAGGACAGUUUUGUCACAUCAGGUGUUUUCAGUGUGACUGAGCUAGUAAGAGUCUCACAAACACCCAUAGCUGCAGGAACAGGCCCUAAUUUCUCCCUCUCAGAUUUGGAAAGUUCUUCAUACUACAGCAUGAGCCCAGGAGCAAUGAGGAGGUCUUUACCUAGCACAUCCUCUACCAGCUCUACAAAACGUCUCAAAUCUGUGGAGGAUGAAAUGGACAGUCCUGGUGAGGAGCCGUUUUAUACAAGCCAAGGGCGCUCUCCAGGAAGUGGCAGCCAGUCAAGUGGAUGGCAUGAAGUGGAGCCAGGAAGAGGAAACUCACUGGUCAAACCCUUGGACACCAGAAUAGUUGCAUGCAGUUUCCCAGGGAGCCAGAUAGCUCUAAAGCUUCCCAGAUAUCUAAGAAACCCCGACCACCGCGGAGCACUACAUGGAAUGCCAUCGCCAACUACAUUAAAGAAGUCAGAGAAGUCUGGUUUCAGCAGUCCCUCGCCUUCGCAGACCUCCUCCCUUGGAACGGCUUUCACACAGCACCAUCGACCUGUCAUUACAGGACCCAGAGCAAGUCCACAUGCAACACCAUCGACUCUUCAUUUUCCAACAUCACCCAUUAUUCAACAGCCUGGGCCAUACUUCUCACACCCAGCAAUCCGCUAUCAUCCUCAGGAGACUCUGAAAGAGUUUGUCCAACUUGUCUGCCCCGACGCUGGUCAGCAGGCUGGACAGGUGGGGUUCCUAAAUCCCAAUGGUAGCAGCCAAGGCAAGGUGCACAAUCCAUUCCUUCCUACCCCAAUGUUGCCACCACCACCUCCGCCACCAAUGGCCAGGCCUGUGCCUCUGCCAGUGCCAGACACAAAACCUCCAACUACGUCAACAGAAGGAGGGGCCACCUCUCCCACUUCUCCGACCUACUCGACACCCAGCACCUCCCCCGCAAACCGGUUCGUCAGUGUUGGACCCCGGGAUCCCAGCUUUGUAAAUAUCCCGCAACAGACUCAGUCCUGGUACCUGGGAUAAAAGUCUCCGCUUCCCACCACCCUCCGGACAGACCACCUGCCCCCUUCCCCCCUCUGUGACCGGGAGCACAGCCCCGCCGCGCAGCGACUCCACGCCGCGGGAGGGGAGGCCAGCGGACACCGGCAGCGCACGCGGACCUGCAAAUGGCAAACGCUAUGGUUGCACGGCCAAGGCCGUGACUUUUUCGAGAUUUUUUUUUUUUUUUUUUUUUUUUCCGGGGCCGGGGGCGGGGAGGGGAGGGGAGCAGCGGGCGGGAGGGCUCUUUUUUGGUUUUAUUUUUUUUGGUUUUUUUUAGACAACUUAGGACUGUUGUAAUUUCUCACUCGGUGCUGGAAAUGGUUGGGCUUCGUAGCUUCGGGGGCGUCCCCCCUCCCCGCCCCGGCGGUGCCAGCGCUGGGUGCCCCCGAGCAGCCGCAGCCGCCAGCCCUCCCGCAGGGAGCCCGACUGUUUCGCAGCAUCGGCCGCGCUGCUCCCGCGCCGGCGCGCGGCCCCGGCGAGACCCCGACACGCACCCGCACCGUAACGUUGGUAGUAGCCGAAUUCUGCAAUAGCUAACCGGACAGACCUAGAGCAUGGGCGUUUUUCUUUUUCUUUUCUUUUUUUUUUUUUUUUUUUCCUGUAACAUAUCGGAAAAAAAAAAAAACCCACAAAAAAAAAUGGCAGGUUUUUUUCUUUCGUUGGGGUUUUUUUUUUUUUUUUUUUUUUUUACAGUCGGCACUUAGGGGCGUAACGCGAUCCGUAAGAGCAUCCUCGACUAUUUUUUUGUUUGUUUUUUCCACUCGAUUGCAGAGCGAUUUAAAACAUCGAACUACUACUAUUCACUAAAAAAAAAAAAAGAAAAAAAGAAAAAAAAGAGAAAAGUUUGAAAUGCUGCACUUACAUUUAAAAAGAAAACAUUUUUUUCAACAAUUUUCAACAAUUACACAAAAAUUCACGCAGAAAUGGGGAAGUUGGUCUGUUUUGACAGAAACUGACAGGAAUCAAUCAAAACAAUCGAAUUUUGAAUUGAGUAAAGUGCAAUUUCAUUGGAUAGCUAAAUAUCUUUGUAAGAUAGAGAUUGUUGAAAAUUCUAUUUUUGUUUUCCAAGUCCUUCCACCCCGGGACUCUAAAUUAUUGGGGUAAAAAACAGCCUUGCGAGAAAAAGGGGAGCUAUUUUUGCUUUUUAUGUUUUUUAUUGUUGAACUUGUAUCCCUUUAAAACUGAAGGAAAAUUUAAAAAAAAAAAAAACAAAUCUAAUGGUGCUUUUACCACAAUAUGUUAACUACAUUAAAUGCUAAUUAAUCAUUUUCUGUUAUCAAAGCACAUAACGAAAAUUAAAUCAUAAUAUCUGUUAAUUUUAUAAGCUGAAAGUCACUAUAAUGGAUUAUGCCAAUUCUGACAAAUUGUACGUGUUUCCGGCAAUAUAGGGUUUAUCAGUUCUCAGACACCUUGGGAAUAACGUAGAACGGUCCAGAAAUUCAAACACCUUCGUGUCCCUGAACUGGUGCAUUUUCUGGACUGCGACGAAAACUAUACAGAAACAAAUGCUGAUAUUACAACUGAUGCCAGUUCAAAGCAAGGGCACUUGCUGAAGAAGAAAAAAAAAAAAAAGUUUGGACCCCAAACGUCCUGUAUCUUAUGUACAAAAAAAAGGAAAAAAAAAGAAAAAAAAAAGAGUGCAAGUGAUUUUUUCUAUCAGACAGCGGAGCACCCCUUUGCUUCACAUGCAACUUUAAGAAGGUUUCCUAUACUAUACAUAUAUAUACGUUCUGGUUGGCAAGUCCAGCUAAUCAGAGAAAGUCUCUGCAUGUUCUAGUGUUAGUAACUAAUUUUUAUAUAGUUAAUGUAGGGUAAAGUAGAGUGCAUUAAGACACAAUAUUGUAAUCCCUAUUCCAGGCACUUGCCUUUAAACUAUGUUUGUUCGACCCUUCAGAAGGGUUUCUACUACUGUCCUAUACAAUCAAGUAACUGAAAUUCUUGGGAAGACACUUUGCUCCUCAUCUUUUCCCUGAAACGAUGUUUUGUUUUGUUUUCUUAAUUUGCACGAAACGAAAAAAAAAAAAAAAUUCCAUAUCAAUGUGCCUUGCCCUGGAUAGCGAUUAUUUGUGGAAUUGUUGCACAUGUUCCUAUAUUGAAAGGGGGUUUUUCCCUAGUCAAGCAUUUGGAGACACUUUUUGUAAAUGUGACUUUUAUGUCAGCCAUCGUCAGUUCCAACAUCUAGAAUUAAGUAGGAUGUUAGUUGUUCCGCAGAUAGGAGUAGUGUUUAUUGUCCUGUAUGGUCAGUGGCAGUGCUAUUCUGAGAUCUGUAGAUGCUAGAUUAUCAGUAUUUUUGGAUGUUGCUGCAUUUUACAUUUUAUUUGGAGUCUUCCUUUUGUUUUUGUUUUUGGUUUUUUUUUUUCCCAGAUAUAUGAAAAUAUGCAAUACCUGCUUAUAUCAUGUAGAAAAGCUUAGCAAUUAUUAAUUUUUCUUUUAAUUUUUUUUUAUUUGACCAAAGUUGGUGCUGCACUUGACGCAGUGUGUUUUAGGUGUUUGUCUUUGUACUUUUGUGAUUUUGAAUGCACAUGCAGGAAGGGCUCUUCUUAGAGAAGCAGUCAAACUGUGAAGCACUAAGCUGAACCCUGCUUCAAGCAAUUUUUGUUUUACAACUGUUCCUUUCACAAGCAAGCCUUAAAAAAAAAAAAAAAACUUCCUUUUUCUUCAGAUCCCACACCCAUUUUUAUUAGCAGACUGCAAUCAAUCCACAUUCAAUAAAAGUAUAUAAUGCCCAUUUUUAUAUGCACGUUUUUAAACUUCCAAGUUCUGAAAAUUGUUUACUGGUUAUUCUCUAUUUAAGGAAAAAAUAAAAUGUUUUGGAUUUUCAUAUGUGUCUGAUAAGUGGUUGAGUAGUCAUUUUGCUCUAUUGUAUUGUGUGAUUGUUAGUAUAUGGUAUCACAUCCUCUAGCCAGCAUCCUUUGCCUUCCCUAUAGCACUUAGCUGGGCAUUACUUUAUUAAGACAUAUGUGCACUAAAAAAAAAAAAUAGCAGCUUUCAGUGCUUCACAGUGAAGGGAAAAAAGCCUAGACAAACAUUUUGUCAGAGCCUUGCUAUGAGACAAGGUAUUACCAGUAAAUUGGUUGUAUAUACAAUAAAAUUGCACCCUUUUUUAAACAAAACAAACUAAGCAAUAGUUUGGGCAGUUAGUUGUUUUUAGUGAGCAUGUUGUAGUCAUGGCUGCAAAGAGAGAGAAUUAAACUGCCCACUCAGAAGAUAUGUAAUUUGUAUGUUGUAUAGUUUUAUUGAUUACACUGAUUUAUUCUACCCUAUUUUAUAAUGCAGGACUUUUGUAAUGUUGUUUAAAUGAGGAAAAAUUUCUGUCAAAUUAGCUUAGUGGAAUUUCUGAUUGUUCGUUAUAAAGGCAGCGUUCAUAGAAUUGCUUUUUUUUUUUUUCCUUUGGGAACUGGAUUUAAGUUAAAAACUUUCCUGUUUCCUUUUUGUAUGUAUUUAAAUACAGUUAUUUUUCUUCUCUCAAUGGUAUAGCAUAUUCCUAUGCUUGAGAAGUAUAGGCUACUGAAGAACCAUUGUAAAUGGACAUUACAGGUAUGCUGUAUUUUUGAAGGUAUUUUUGUCAUAUUAAGUUUGAUGACGCUAAAGUUAGGGAACUCUGAGCAGAAUUGCGAGAAAAAAAAAUGUUUUAAAGGCUUUAAAACAUUAGGUAGGCGGCCGAGGGUGUUCACCGACAGGGGUUGUAAAGUAUUACACACUAAAUUGAGGUUUUCUUCACCGUAUUGUCACGCAGAAAACCCGGCGGUUCGGCUGUGUCCAGGUGUAGAGGGCAGAGCGGGGCGGGAGCGCCCGGCCACCGGCGCGCGGGGUUAUUUUUCCGUCACCCGAACAACUUUUUUUUUCCCUUUUUUUCCUCUUUUUUCCCCCUUUUUUUCCCCCUCCCGUCUCCGUCGCUCCCGAAAUUGCCGGACGCACAAACACGCUGACCCGGGUUCCCCCCCCCCCAGAUUCCCAGACCUAAAAAUUGCUUAGCCUGAAUCGACUUUUCUCAGUUAAUUCCUCUUUUUUUUAUCCCCCCCCCCCCCUUUUUGAACUAGGGCACUUGCUUUUAUCAUGCCGCACACCCCAGCAAUGCCGUUAUUUAUUCUUCUUCCUUCAUAAUAAAAACUUACGGGCUUAAAGUUAGGCAGCCAUGGUACACUUUGUCUCUGCUGUUUAGUCUCCCUCCCCUUAAGGUCGGAGGGGAAAAGAAACACCAAGUUUUCUCGACUCCGCAGUAUUCAGUCAGCCCACAGGAAUAUGCAAAAUCCCUCUAACAUUUUUUUUUUCUUUCUCUAUUUCUCUUUGUUCCGUAUAUUUGCAGCUUUGUAGUAACAGUGUUAUAAAGUAUUUACUGUACAAAAAUACAGAAAAACCCAGAUGCAUAGCCUAAAACAGUUUUUUUUUCCUUGUGGUGAAUUUUUUUUAAGGAUGUCAGUUAAUAUUGUACUUUGCAUUGUGUCUCUGGAAAUAUCUUUUUUUUUUUUUUUUUGGUAGAAGGCCUCCAUCGAACAAAAUUAAAACCAUAACCGGCAUGACAAUGUAAGGAGAGCUUCAAUGGCACCUAAACGAUAAAUAAAUAACAAAACCAAGCUCAUGAGGCCUGUCAGAGGCAGGCCUGGUGAAGUCACCGCUGCCUGCCAGGCAGGAUUUUCAUUAAAUCAAGCUUACAAUGCCAAUUUUGUCUUGAAGUCAAUGCAUGUAUUACUGUUUGACAGUAAACCCAGCUAUGCCAUCAUCAAGUCCAAGGCUGCGCAAUAGUCUAAUUAGUAUCGAGUACAUUUUCCUUUUAUUUUUUCCAAUAAAAAAGCAGUGGGAUGAAAAUUGCUUUGAUAUAUAGCAGGUAACAUUGAAGCUAUUCCAUAGCACUUAACUGUAGUGAAUACUGUGUCACCAAUUCUGAAAUCAAUUUAAUGUUUAAUGCAAAUCCAUUACAUGGUGCUAUUACAGGCUGGCAAAAUGAUUUACAAAAAUGUGACAACUUGGGCUCAAUUCACUCUGCUUUCCAACAAUGUAAAUGCAUAGCAGUGUUUAUCUGCAUGGAAACUAUGCACUAAUCUAUCCGAAAAAAAAAAGAAAAGAAUAUAUCAACUUUGGUAUCUACUUUCCGUUUACUUCGAUCCUUGCCUUUUUGGUCAUUGUUAUAAUGCCAGCUUUAGGACAGAAAGAGUUAUAAGAAAACCAGCAUAAUACCUGAUAUAUUAAAAUGUAGUGCCUGUGAAAUCUGUAUUAUAUUGCUCUUCUGAAGUAAGAUUUUUCUACACCGGUAGCCUUCGCUGUCUGUCAGAACCUUCUGAUAUAGGUGAUGUAAAAUAACCGUACAAUAUUAAUGCAUGCUAUUCCAUAAUGCUUAGUAGCUGUAUGAAUAUUACUCAAAGUUAUGUUAGUCUUUUUUUCUGACUUGGUUCUUGUCAGAUAGGUUUAAAGAUAUUUCACUGAGAACGCAAAUUCUGUCUUUUCUUGAUUUGGGGUGUUUUCAGUAUUUUGGAGGUAUACAUUUACUUAAAUUCAGUAUUACUUGUGUUUUGGGUUUUUUUUCUUUUUUUUCUUUUUUUUUCCUUUUCUUUUUUUUUUUUUUUUUUUUUCCCUAGAGGGCAGGACAUGGUGUUUGAGACCAGAAAGCCGUGCCUGGUAAGAUUUUCGUCUCGAAAAGCUACCCUAAGAUUUCAAAGCGCUUGCUCUGAAGAACACAAGCCUAAAAGUUCAAAUUUAAGGGACGCUUCUCUAAACCCACAAAUGAGACACUGAGCUCACGUUGCGAGAGGUUUCUUAAUGGGCAGCGGAUAACCAGGUACCCAUGCUUGACCCUUCUUCACACCAGACUUCCUCAUAGAAAAGAAAAACCCUUUCAAAAAAAAAAAAAAAAAGAAAAAAAGAAAAAAAAAAAACCUCAUGUGGUUGUUUAGUUUCAUGCACAGUUGCAAUAUUUUUUCUUCAGACAAACUCUGUACAAACUUUUGGGCCCGAUUCAUAAAAGCUCGGUUGCUAUUAACACGGGGCGCUGGGGGCAGCGCGGGGGGGGCGGCCGCGCCGGCGCUCCGCCGUCCCGGGACGCCCUUCCCAUCGGAAGCGGCUUUUGUCCCCACCGGGAAAAAAGAAACACGCUCGAUUGCUACCUCCAAGCGCUAGGGAAAAGCCUUCCUAGAGGAGAGCACUUGUCUACGCCGUGGACUUUUGUACUUUGCACGCGUUUUUUUUUAGGAGAGGACUGUUUUCCACUUAGUUACUCUUUUAUGCUCCAGCAGGAACAAAAAGCAAUCGCGUUUUGUGAAAUCCCCCGCCGCCUUUUAUCCCCAUCUGCAAAUUAAUACGAGAAAAACAAAAAAAAACCCGGGUGAAUCUCUAGGAGGAGCGCGGUGGGGAGACGGUCGCCCGCCCCGCGCCCCGGCCUCGUCCCGCCGAGCCCCCGCGUCCGCCCGAACCCGCCCGCGGGAACGGCCUGCCGCCACCCCCGUGUUAAUACCACGUUGCGUUCGUUUUCCUUUUCUUUUUAUGAGUCAGGCCCCUCGUGCCUCUAGUAUACUUGUAUUGACUCUCAUAGUUACCAUUUUAGUUUUACUGUGUUCUGUGAAAAAAAAUUGUAAUUGGUUGCGAAUCACUGUGGGCAUCCAUCCUUAUCCAACUAAGUCUCCGCAGGUUUUUUGAGCUGGUGUGGAUUAGUUUAACUCUUGUAUUCAACCAUUAGUGCUACCACCUUCUCACAUUACAAUACAAUUACUGGAAGCAAGUACUGCAUUUCCUAUGCAACAAAAAAGGAAAAUAAAAAAUUGCUAAUGCUAA